AUGAUUGGCAAAAAUAUUACCAAAACUUUGUGUUUAAUACAACGAAAUAAUCUGUUAAAGAUUCCAAAGAAAAAAUAUUUCUAUUAUUUUUUAAGCUUCGAAGCUUAUCAGAGAAAUUUUUUGCAAGGUUCUGAAUGGAACCUUUUGAUGAUUUUGGAGGUACCUAUCAAAGAUAUUGAAAUUCGGAGGUUCCGGAUAGAACCUAUCAAAGAUAUUGGAAUUUGGAGAUUCUUCUGUUUUGGACUUUGGAGACGAAGGGUUCUUCGGUUACUGGACUUUGAAGACGACGGAUUUUUAUUUUGUAAAAUAUGUGCAGAAUUUAAUAACAAAAAUCUGCGCAGAACUUUGUUAUUUAUAAAAUCUGCGCAGUUUUUUAUUGUAUUUUUCCUCUGA
Molecule: messenger RNA, 393 nt
Organism: Rhizophagus irregularis DAOM 181602=DAOM 197198
Lineage: Eukaryota; Fungi; Glomeromycota; Glomeromycetes; Glomerales; Glomeraceae
Source: RefSeq, a predicted model, not a curated record